AUGGCGUACGUAUUCAAGGCGGAGGCGGAAGAGAUUGUGAAGACCAAAUGUCGACUGUUGGGCGAGAUUGAAAAGGAGUUUAAAGCUGAUAUACAGGCCGAGACUUUGAGAAUGAUGCAGAACUUCUUUGUUGACGAGUAG
Messenger RNA from Fusarium keratoplasticum, 141 nucleotides. RefSeq lists its product as uncharacterized. The record is from RefSeq and is a predicted model, not a curated record. Bases 1 to 141 code for a protein of 46 amino acids. Lineage: Eukaryota; Fungi; Ascomycota; Sordariomycetes; Hypocreales; Nectriaceae. The transcript has 2 exons.